AUGCAGCAGCAACGCACGCUCCGUCGCGCGGUGCGCCUCUCGGGCAUUGGCCUGCAUCUGGGCGAGACGGCGAAGAUUGUGCUGCACCCGGCGCCAGCGCACACGGGCAUAAGGUUCCAAGACCCUCACACGCCGACCAAGGCCGUGGCCGCGACGUACGAGCACGUCCAGCGUGACACGUUUGGAUUUUGCACGCGGCUGCACGACGCGUCCUCUGGCUACGCGAUCGCCACGGUCGAGCACGUGCUGGCGGCGCUGAGCGCGUCUCGCAUUCACAACUGCAUUGUCGAAACGUCGGGGCCCGAGCUGCCAGUCUUUGACGGCAGCAGCCAGCCGAUCCUCGCGGCAAUUGCGGCCGUCGGCACCGAAGCGCAGGCGCCACUGCAGCCGUACAUUGAGGUACUGCGCCCCGUCUCGGUCGUGCAGAAGGACAAGGCAGCGUACCUCGUGCCGCGCCCGCCCGCGACCGCGCCCGAGCUCACCGUCUCGGUCGAGGUCGACUUCCGGCACAAAGGGCUGCCGCGAACGUGGCUGAGUGUGCCCCUUGAAGACUUUGCGGUGAUCGCCAACGCGCGUACCUUUACGUUUCGUGAAGACAUUGCGCAGCUGCAAACCAUGGACUUGGCGCGCGGCGGCAGCUUGGACAAUGCUGUGGUCUUUGACGAGGGCACGCCGCUUAACCCGGACGGCUUACGACACCCUAUCGAGUGGGUCCAGCACAAGGCGCUCGACUGCUUUGGCGACUUGGCGCUCGCCGGCAUGCCGCUGCACGGGCACUACACUGGCAUUUGCCCUGGUCACGCCCUUACCCAUGACUUGCUACUGGCGCUUUUCGCCUCCGAAACCAACUACCGGAUCGUUCAAUAG
This is a messenger RNA of Saprolegnia diclina VS20, 867 nucleotides long. RefSeq names its product UDP-3-O-[3-hydroxymyristoyl] N-acetylglucosamine deacetylase. The record is from RefSeq and is a predicted model, not a curated record. Lineage: Eukaryota; Oomycota; Saprolegniomycetes; Saprolegniales; Saprolegniaceae. The transcript has 3 exons. The coding region runs from base 1 to 867 and encodes 288 amino acids. Gene Ontology annotation, biological process: lipid A biosynthetic process.